UGAGCUGAAAAUGAAUUUGGUUGAGUUUGAUAUAUGUAUUGGUGGUUUCUACGAGCCAGACAAGACGAAGUUACAUGAUCGACAUCGUCAUAUCUCAAUACGCUGGGAUGUCAUGAUCAGUCACUUACCGGAGUGGUUUCGCGACGAGAUAAUGAAGAAAGCAGAGACGCUUCGCCACUAUCAGUGCCAAAGGUUAAUCGACAUAUUUGUGGAAUCUGAGCAUGGGAGGUUACAGGGACUGAAGCAUCUGCAUAUAGUGGGUUCCAGUAUUCAAGACAUCACGGAGGCGGAUCCCGCAAUAACAUGGGUUCCAAGAAAGCCUGUGUUGGAGAAUUUGGAAGAGUUGCAUCUGGAUCAAGUGGAUUGUGCAGAGUUGUGUGCCGAUCAAGUGGAUUGGUCUCUAUUCAAGUUGAAGGUAUUGAAGGUAAAAGAUUGUUACAACUGGGGGAAUAUACUUUUACCAUCUACAUUGUUAGAGAGACUACCAAAUUUGGAAGAAUUAAUUGUUCGUUGGACGGACGGGAGUGAAUAUAUGUUUGGGUAUGAAGCCUUGCUUGUGUUGCGACAAUUAAAGUUGAAAAAGAUAAAAUUGUAUGGUCUAGCAACAGUAAGCAUAUGUGAGGGACCUGCUCCGCCUGCGAUGCUCCAGAAUCUUCAAAGUUUGUCCAUUACCAAAUGCAAGUUGGAGGGAAGUCUCUUCACCUCUGAUGUUGCUCAGUGUCUUUCUCAGUUGAAUUCCUUAGAAUUAAGGAUAUGCCCACUGUUGGAAAGGAUAGUUGAAGCAAGCAACAAGAAGACCGUCUUUCCAAAAUUGAAGCGAUUACAUUUGGAGGGACUUCCAAUGUUGUACUAUGAAAGUGCUACUUUUGAUAUUGAGUGUCCUGAAUUGGAAGAGUGCUUUCUGCGGAGGUGCCCCAAGUUUUCAGCCUCUUCAUUUGACUUCCACAGCAGGAAACAAGUCCAAUUCAGACGGUACUUAUAGGUGAUGGGAUGAGGAUGAUGACUAAUUGCAAUCAAUAAAACGCAAAGAGACCUCCCGUGGCCCGGAAGAAUAUCCCACAUUUGAUUGUGAAGUUUGUAUUAACUCUGUUGUGGAUAAUAAAUUUAUAAAUUUUCAUUUUGUCUUUUUAUAUCUUCUUCAUGUUUCUGCGUCUUUCAGGCGUGCAUCUGUAUCCAUUGUUCGAUUUGAUAAUAAGGAAAAUCAGAUGUAAUUGAUAUUCCUGGGGUAAAUUCCUUGAUUUUGAUAUGAGCAUUCAUAAUAUGCAUUUACCUAUUCGCAUA
This is a messenger RNA of Fragaria vesca subsp. vesca, 1281 nucleotides long. RefSeq lists its product as uncharacterized. Gene Ontology annotation, molecular function: protein binding; ADP binding. The record is from RefSeq and is a predicted model, not a curated record. Bases 11 to 982 code for a protein of 323 amino acids. The transcript is spliced from 2 exons. Gene Ontology annotation, biological process: signal transduction. Lineage: Eukaryota; Viridiplantae; Streptophyta; Magnoliopsida; Rosales; Rosaceae.